This is a messenger RNA of Pogoniulus pusillus (Red-fronted tinkerbird), 2927 nucleotides long. It is a transcript of the gene ACSS3, whose product is annotated as acyl-CoA synthetase short chain family member 3. The transcript has 16 exons. Gene Ontology annotation, cellular component: mitochondrial matrix. Gene Ontology annotation, molecular function: propionate-CoA ligase activity. Bases 643 to 2760 code for a protein of 705 amino acids. The record is from RefSeq and is a predicted model, not a curated record. Lineage: Eukaryota; Metazoa; Chordata; Aves; Piciformes; Lybiidae.
GCAUGCCUUAGCCGAGUUGUGCAUCUGCUGCUCUGAACUGCGACCACCGAACCUUGGGCUCUGCCAGUGUAGCCCUCCUGCAAACAGAACCAGCUCCUGUUUGUGUGGUACUGACAGCGUGCCUCACUGUAUCGCAGGCAAGCUUCCUCGGAGCAAGACUGGCUUUCAGAAUACACGCUUGAGGAAUAUUACGUCUGCAUGUCAAGCAAACCAUUAAGGAAAAAAACCAUCCAGGGUUUUCCCCCGUUUCGGCCUCCCUCGGCCGUCAGUGGCAUCCCAGCGCACAGUGCCGACCACCCCCACAUGGCGACCGCGCCGACCCGCCCGCGGCUCCACGGGGCACAGCAGCGGCCGCCGCCCGCCCGCUGCCGCUCAUCCCGACUCGCUCCGGCUCCCGUUCGGGCUGCGACCACGGCCCUCGCUUCCACUCCCUUCUGCGACCCCCGGAUAAGCAAGCCGGCGUCCCACAGCAGCGUCGGGGCGGGGACGGUUCCGCCACCGCGGGGGCGGCUCCACCGCGCUCCGAGCCGGCCGCGCCGUCCUGCUGAGUGCUGCCUCAGGUGCUCUGUCCUGUGCUGCCCGGGAGUACUGUGGAGCCUUAACGGAGCCCCUGCGGCUCCUCGACCUUAAAGGUCACGGGAAAUGGGUUUCCCGGGCAGGCUGGCGGCGCUGCCAAGCCUCCUUGGGGCGGCGGUGGGCCGGGGAGGCGGUGGUGCCUGGAGGCGGCCCGGGCGGCCCUGCCUGGGGACCCCACUCCCAGGCUGGGUCGCCGCUGCCAGGCGCCCACCGCUGGGCGGCCGCGCCGCCUCCUCCCGGGCGCUGGGCGAGUACGAGAAAGUUUUCAGGUCUUCUGUGGAGGAGCCCGAGAAGCUCUGGGGAGCAGCUGCCGAGCAGAUUGAGUGGUACAAGCCCUGGGUCCGGGCCCUAGAGAGGGGCCACCCGGGGAACGGCUCCUGGUUUGUAGGUGGAGAGCUGAAUAUCUGCUACAAUGCUGUAGAUCGUCACGUCGAGAAUGGACGAGGAGACCAAAUUGCCAUCAUUUAUGACAGCCCUGUAACAAAUGCCAAAGAGAAAAUAACAUAUAAGCAGCUCCUCGAACAGGUCUCCAGGUUGGCUGCUGUGAUGGUCAGACAUGGUGUGAAGAAAGGAGAUCGUGUGGUCCUCUACAUGCCUAUGAUUCCACAGACAGUGUACUGCAUGCUGGCUUGUGCAAGAAUAGGAGCCAUCCACAGCCUGAUCUUCGGAGGAUUUGCCUCUAAAGAGCUUUCUGUUCGCAUUGAGCAUGCAAAGCCCAAACUUGUAGUAACAGCAAGUUUUGGAGUAGAACCAAAAAGGAAAGUGGAAUAUGUAUCCCUCCUAGAAGGAGCACUGGCAAGAGUACAGAACAAACCUGCUAAAGUUCUCAUUUACAAGCGACCUAAUUUGGGCCACGUUCCUUUGGUCCCAGGCCGUGAUCUUGACUGGGAGGAAGAGCUUGCGAAGGCAGAGUGUUACAAGUGUGUCUCGGUUCCCUCAGACCAUCCUCUUUAUAUUCUCUAUACAUCUGGAACAACAGGCUUGCCAAAGGGUGUUGUCAGACCAACAGGUGGCUAUGCAGUUAUGCUGAACUGGACGAUGUCAGCUGUGUAUGGACUCAAACCUGGUGAGGUGUGGUGGGCAGCUUCUGAUUUAGGCUGGGUUGUUGGUCAUUCCUAUAUUUGCUAUGGACCUCUCCUUCAUGGGAAUACAACAGUUUUGUAUGAGGGGAAGCCUGUGGGAACGCCAGAUGCUGGUGCCUAUUUCCGUGUGCUAGCAGAGCACGAAGUAGCUGCCCUCUUUACUUCACCAACUGCAAUUAGAGCAAUCCGUCAGCAGGACCCUGAAGCAGCCUGGGGAAAGCAAUACUCCCUGAAAAGGUUCAAAAGGUUAUUUGUAGCUGGUGAGCACUGUGAUGUGAACACACUAGAAUGGUCAAAAAAGGUCUUCAAGGUACCUGUCUUGGACCACUGGUGGCAAACUGAAUCUGGUUCUGCAAUUACUGCUUCCUGUAUUGGUUUGGGAAGCUCUGCAACACCUCCACCUGGACAGGCAGGAAAGCCAGUACCAGGAUACAAUGUGAUGAUUCUGGAUGAAAAUAAGGAACCAGUGAAAGCAAAGACUUUGGGAAAUAUUGUGGUAAAGUUGCCUCUGCCUCCUGGAGCAUUCUCAGGUCUUUGGGAAAAUCAGGAGACAUUUCACAAGUUAUAUUUCCAAAAAUUUCCAGGAUAUUAUGAUACUAUGGAUGCAGGUUAUAUGGAUGAAGAUGGCUAUUUGUAUGUCCUGUCUCGAGCAGAUGAUGUGAUCAAUGUUGCUGGACACAGAAUUUCAUCAGGGGCAAUUGAAGAGUGUGUUCUCUUCCACCACGCUGUGGCAGACUGUGCUGUCGUGGGCCAGGAGGAUGCUUUGAAAGGCCACGUUCCGUUUGCGCUCUGUGUCCUGAGAGAAGGUAUAAAAACAGAUGAGAAGAAGAUUUUUGAAGAGAUUGUUGAGCAAGUUCGAGCUAAUAUUGGUCCGGUGGCAGCCUUCCAGAAGGGGAUGUUUGUGAAACAGCUCCCGAAGACACGCUCCGGCAAGGUACCGCGGUCGGCUCUGUCUGCGCUCGUCAGUGGGAAGCCAUACAAGGACACACUCUACUAUCACAUGCUUCUGUCUGUCCUUCCUUUUCAGAUCACACCAACCAUCGAAGAUGCUAGUGUGUUUAAACACAUCGAAGAAGUGUUACAGAAACACAAAAUGGGAUAAGACAUGGAUAACAAACAUGUCAGUUACUUCAGCAUGCACAGAGACAUUCUUCUAGGAAAUACCACAUUUGCAAAACCAGGGAAUGAUUUGGGACUAUUUUCUUUUACUUCUGGAAUGUUCUUUAUUGUACUGUCACAGCAUAAUAAAAUCUCUGCACCUUGUCAUUA